AUGCCGAAUAGAGAGUUGCAUGAAAACUUACCGUGGGUUGAAAAGUACCGCCCUCAAAAUCUUGACCAGGUCUAUGGUCAACAAGAAACUAUCCAGACUAUUAGAAAGUUUGCCCAAGAUGGCAGAAUUCCACAUCUUCUAUUUUAUGGACCACCAGGUAGUGGUAAGACAUCUACAAUAAUAGCAUUGGCAAGGGAAAUUUAUGGAAAGAAUUACAGAAAUAUGGUUUUAGAGUUGAAUGCUUCUGAUGAUCGAGGUAUUGAUAUUGUUAGAGAUCAAAUAAAGAACUUCGCCAGCACUCGGCAGAUUUUCAGCUCUGGAUUCAAACUAGUGAUAUUAGAUGAAGCAGAUGCAAUGACAAAUACAGCCCAAAAUGCUUUAAGGAGGAUCAUAGAGAAAUACACUAAAAACACGAGAUUCUGUAUUCUUGCAAACUAUGCACAUAAAAUAAAUCCCGCUUUGAUGUCACGUUGUACAAGAUUCAGAUUCUCUCCGUUAGCUAUAUCGGCAAUAGAAGAAAGGGUUGACACUGUCAUUAAAGAGGAGAAGCUCAAAAUCGAAAAGCCAGCUGAAAAAUGCCUCGUUACACUCAGUAAAGGUGAUAUGAGAAAGGCUUUGAAUGUUUUACAAGCUUGUGCGGCAGCAUUGGAUAAGCCUGAGGAUACUAUAAGCGUUGACAUGAUUUACGAAUGUGUUGGUGCUCCCAGACCUAAGUCUAUAGAAGUGAUAUUAAAUGCAAUAAUGGAACGAGAUUGGACAGAUUCAUACUCCGUCAUGAAUAAAAUCCGUAAGACUGAGGGGCUUGCACUUAUUGAUUUAAUUGAAGGAUUUAUGGAUAUCCUUGCAAAAUAUGAGCUCAAACCGCUCACUAGAAUAAAAAUGAUUCAGGGUCUCGGUGAUAUAGAAUAUGGCAUUUCCAAAGGUGGAAGUGAUAAGAUUCAAAGUACAGCUGUAAUUGGAUGUAUAAAGAAUGCUUUAGAGAAUGAAGCUUGA
This is a messenger RNA of Brettanomyces bruxellensis, 993 nucleotides long. RefSeq names its product Subunit of heteropentameric Replication factor C (RF-C) (gene RFC3). The transcript has a single exon. NCBI's taxonomy places the organism in Eukaryota, Fungi, Ascomycota, Pichiomycetes, Pichiales, Pichiaceae. Gene Ontology annotation, cellular component: DNA replication factor C complex; Ctf18 RFC-like complex; Rad17 RFC-like complex. The record is from RefSeq and is a predicted model, not a curated record. Bases 1 to 993 code for a protein of 330 amino acids. Gene Ontology annotation, molecular function: ATP hydrolysis activity; DNA binding; DNA clamp loader activity. Gene Ontology annotation, biological process: DNA-templated DNA replication; DNA repair.